Messenger RNA from Vanrija pseudolonga, 1518 nucleotides. RefSeq lists its product as uncharacterized. Bases 1 to 1518 code for a protein of 505 amino acids. The transcript has a single exon. The record is from RefSeq and is a predicted model, not a curated record. NCBI's taxonomy places the organism in Eukaryota, Fungi, Basidiomycota, Tremellomycetes, Trichosporonales, Trichosporonaceae.
AUGGCGUCGACAACCGCGUCUCUCGGCCAGACGGCGGUCAACCAGACCCCUGCAUCUCUCCCAACUCAGUCCCUCCGCGAGACUCGUACCGGCCCAAUGCUCGACCCAGCAAUGUACCCGCAUAUUUGGUCCCUCAUCCUCCGGGACGUCGACAACAUCAACCCCGGGGAUGUGAGGUCGAAGACGCGACUCGCGUUACGGGACACAUGCGUUGCGCUUCGCGACCGCGUCAGCUCGCGCAUGUACAACCAUGUCGCUGCGUGGCAGGUCCGGAACCCAGACCGCAAGGGCCACCCCACCACGCAGAGAAUUGACCUCCUCCGUACCUACGCCGACGACUACUACCUGGACAGACGAGCUAUCCCCGGCCUCGAGUGGAACGGAGGCGAAUUCAAGCGACAGCUAUGUGUUGAGCGCCUGGCGAAAUACUGCACGACGUUUGACUGCGAUAUUCCCGAGGAGAGGAUCGCAGACAACGACGCCGAGGUCGCCUUGCUCGGCCAAGCCGUGUCGAAUGUGACGACACUGCGCGUGCAACGCCCCAACCUGCAUUCGUUCGACUUCCCGCAUGUGACGACUGUCGUGGGGUUCACCAAGAUCCGUUCUGCGUCGUUGGACUAUCAGUGCGACGACAGGCGGUGGGGUAUCGAGAGGAACCGGCCUCCCAAGGACCGCAAAGAGCUCGCUGCCAUCACGCUCAACCCGGUGCAUGUGCCGCCCUCGACCACGGUCAUCAUCUACAGUCUCCAGUUCUGGGACGGGGACAGGGAUCACGGCAACAACAACAUGGUGGUCAGGACGGAUCUGGCCGCACUGCCGCACCUCACCGACAUAGCCUUCAGGUUUUCCUUUGAAGAGGCACUUGGGGACCACCGUCCGCACAAUCACAAGCCACUGGGUUUGCUCAACAGCCUCGUGCGCAGCGUCGCCGCCUUGGUCCCUCGCAUACGGGUUACUCUGAAGGGGCUCGAGUGGUUCCCCAUCGGGUGGUUCUGCGAUGCGAGCCUUCCUCCGCCGAGGGUUGACAGAUCGGGUUGGGCGCUUGACAACGAGGGCUGGGCGCAGUACCUGCACCGCUACAUCGCGCAGUACAUUCUCUGGGUCAACACCAAGCCUGGGCUGCCCGGCGAGAGCUACUUCAAAUGGGCGGCCCGGGUGCGCGAGGACGACAAGGAGAAGGCCCGCGUCGACGCCGAGCUCGAGCCGAUUCUCGCGGCCGUGUCCGUCGAGACGGGAGGAACCCGAACGCUGAUGGGCUCAAAGAUCCUAAGGGACAUUGCGUCUGAUGUGCCCGCCCAACCUAACUCACGCUACGACUACGGAUCGGUCGAUGACCCGCCGAGCCCAGCACGCGACUACCGCAACAAGACGGGUUACUGCGAGCCGCUGGACAACCACGGCGACGACGACUUUGACGGCUCCAAGUUCUACUACGGGCAAGAGGCUGAGGACGAGGACGAGGAUGAGGACGAGGACGAGGACGAGGACGAGGACGAGGACGAGGACGAAGAGGAUUGA